UUAUUUUGUUUGUCUCUCUUAUUGUCUUUCAAUCACUGAAUUGAUUGUAUUUUUUGACCCAAUUUUGAAAAACACAAAACUAUUUCAUUUUUAAACAAUAUUUUUGCCGAUCAAUCGCUGGUCACUAGUAGUGGUCGUCGUUCGGUUGAAUGGUUGAUCACCAAUGAGUACAAAACAGCGGGUCUCGCGAAGGACAACACAGUUGCCAUCGUCGUCGUCGUCGUCUUCGAGCCGAAACAUAAGAUCCAAUGCUAUGGAAGUCUAUCGGCAAACCCGACGGAAGCGGAAUCGGGUUGUAAAGUACGGAUCGAAAGAGGCGGCUAAAGCCGAGCGGAUUGCUGCCGACGAUAUCUAUGACGCCAAAGGUAUUCACGUGAUCUCUGGCCGCGAUUUGUGCGACUGUCUGAACGAGUCGUGCGACGGAUGUUUCUUUGCGUGUGUCAACAAACGGUGCAAAUCGACAAAAUGUGGUCCAGAGUGUCGACAAAAACGCAAGUUCUUCUACGAGACUAUUCAGGACCAGAUAAUGGAGACGAUUCGUGUGAAUUUUACGGCCAAAAAGUGUGCCGACGCCGCAAAAGCUAUGAAAGAUCAGACCAUUCAUAUUGCCUGAUCAAUGGGACCAACGGUUUUCAUAGGAU
Messenger RNA from Oppia nitens, 641 nucleotides. RefSeq names its product ARL14 effector protein-like. Bases 164 to 613 code for a protein of 149 amino acids. Lineage: Eukaryota; Metazoa; Arthropoda; Arachnida; Sarcoptiformes; Oppiidae. The transcript has a single exon. The record is from RefSeq and is a predicted model, not a curated record. Gene Ontology annotation, cellular component: intracellular membrane-bounded organelle.